Messenger RNA from Bipolaris sorokiniana ND90Pr, 895 nucleotides. RefSeq lists its product as uncharacterized. Lineage: Eukaryota; Fungi; Ascomycota; Dothideomycetes; Pleosporales; Pleosporaceae. Gene Ontology annotation, biological process: mitochondrial electron transport, NADH to ubiquinone. The transcript is spliced from 3 exons. The record is from RefSeq and is a predicted model, not a curated record. Bases 59 to 697 code for a protein of 212 amino acids.
CAACCUGUAUCUUCGCCCAGCAAUUGCGCAGCCCGUCUGCACCAACACCUCGCUCAAGAUGCUCCCCGUCACCCUUCGCGCUCUGCGCUCCCGCAGCGCAGCGGCAGCCUCCCGCCCCUUUGCCCGCUAUGUCUCGACGGCUACAACCAGCAACCAGGUCCCCGCCAACGAUCCCGUCAAGCGCGACGCGAAGCAGAACGUCUCGGCAACCAAUGAAAUGGCUACCUCUUCCGAGGGCUCGUUCGACCAGGUUCUUCAGGAGUCUAUGCAGGACGCUGAGGAGUUGAGGACCACACAGGCGCCCAACUACAAGGGUAUCUGGUCGAGGAGUCAGAAUCCGAGGGCGGUUGCGAUGAGCGGGCCGAGAUUUGAGCAAACCAUCAUGGCUGAUCAGCCACGCCCAUAUGCCGCCAUUGAGCUCAUCCACCAGCAACCCGUCCGCUGGACACAUGACCGCGUCGUUUCAUGUGACGGAGGAGGCGGUCCUCUCGGACAUCCCCGGAUCUUUAUCAACACAGAUAAGCCCCAGAUUUGCUGGUGCACAUACUGUGGUCUGCCCUUUGCUCAUGAGAAGCACCGCGCUGUCCUCGAAGCCACCCCCGAGCACGAGCUUUCAUACCCACUGGGACCCAAGGGCAAUGCGGCGGAAGUCAACGAGACACAAAAGGUCACCGACGAGCCGCUUUCACAGCGGUAAACCCGUCUUGACUUUUGCGAGGGUGUACAUAUGUGCUUCAAUUGAAAGUCCUGCAAGUAGACAUACCACUGAUUUUACUUAAAUGACACAUGACCUUGACCAUUCUAUGUUAACACUGAUUUCGGAAAACUGAUCCGUUAACGGGUAAGAUGUUGAGAUAAGGCAGUUAAACGACAAACACAUUGCUCACUUGACCAG